GCCGUGGAAGAUGGCGACGCCCGGAGGGACGGACAGAGCUUCCCACAGUCUGGACAAGAGCAUCACGCUCCCUCCCGACGAGAUAUUCCGCAACCUGGAGAACGCCAAGAGGUUCGCUAUAGAUAUAGGUGGUUCUUUGACAAAGCUCGCCUAUUACUCCACUGUUCAGCACAAAGUAGCCAAAGUCAGAUCAUUUGAUCACACGGCGAAGGGAGGUUUUCAGCACGACUCAGAUGGAGAGCCGCUCUAUGAGAUAUCAGUACAGGAGGAGAUCACCGCUCGUCUUCACUUCAUCAAAUUUGAGAAUACAUAUAUAGAAACGUGUCUGGAUUUCAUUAAAGACCACCUAGUUAACACAGAAACCAAAGUCAUCAAGGCCACUGGAGGUGGGGCUCACAAGUUCAAAGAUCUGAUUGAGAAAAAGUUAAAACUCAAAGUGGACAAAGAGGAUGAGAUGACCUGUCUGAUCAAAGGCUGUAAUUUUGUGCUGAGGAACAUCCCUCAUGAAGCUUUCGUUUAUGCUAAGCAUGCCGACUCUGAAUUCCGUUUCCAGAAUACACACCCAGACAUCUUCCCUUAUCUCCUUGUUAACAUUGGCUCUGGAGUUUCUAUUGUUAAGGUUGAAUCGGAGGACAAAUAUGAGCGCAUUGGUGGGAGUUCUAUCGGCGGUGGUACCUUUUGGGGUCUUGGAGCUUUGCUCACGAAAACUAAGAGAUUUGAUGAGCUUUUGCAGUUGGCCUCCAAGGGGCAGCAUACCAAUGUGGACAUGCUGGUGAAGGACAUCUACGGGGGUGCGUACGGCUCUUUAGGGUUAACGGGAGACCUCAUAGCAAGCAGCUUCGGCAAAUCGGCAACCGCAGACAAAGAGUUCUCCAAAGAAGACAUGGCCAAGAGCCUGCUGCACAUGAUCAGUAAUGAUAUUGGGCAGCUGGCCUGCCUGUACGCCAGACUGCACAACCUGACCAGAGUGUACUUUGGAGGAUUCUUCAUCCGUGGACAUCCUGUCACCAUGCACACCAUCACCUACAGCAUCAACUUCUUCACCAAGGGAGAAGUGCAGGCUUUGUUUUUAAGACAUGAAGGCUAUUUAGGGGCCAUUGGGGCAUUUUUGAAAGGAGCAGAAGAAGACAAUCCGAACCAGUACAGCUGGGGUGAGAACUACGCUGGCAGCUCGGGUCUGAUGAGCGUCUCCCCAGAUCUGAACCCCAUGCAGCGAGCUCGCAGUGGCACAUUUGAUAUGCUGGAGAUGGACCGUCUUGAGAGGCAGCUGGUGAACCUGCCCCUCCUGCAGGACCCCUCAUCCUACAUCCCUGACACUGUCGACCUGACAGAGGAUGCACUGGCCAGAGAAUACUGGCUUUACUGUUUUGAGGAAGCACUGGAUGGGGUGGUGAAGCGAGCAGUGGCAAGCCAAAGAGACCAGCCCGAGGCAGCCGAGAGGGCGGAGAAGUUCCGGCAGAAGUACCGGCACAAGCUGCAGACACUCCGCCACCAGCCUUUUGCUUAUGGAUCCCUCACUGUUCGAAGUCUGCUGGAUACAAGAGAACACUGUCUGAACGAGUUUAACUUCCCUGACCCCUAUUCUAAGAUAAAGCAGCGGGAGAAUGACAUGGCGCUGAAGUAUUACCAGAAGGUGGUGAAGUCUCUGGAGGAGCUGAGUUGGGAUCAGAGGCAGUUCGCUCUGGUUAGAGGUCUUCUAGCUGGCAACGUGUUUGACUGGGGGGCCAAAGCUGUGUCUGAUGUUCUUGAAUCAGAUCCAGAGUUUGGAUUUGAACAGGCAAAACACCAGUUACAAGAGCGACCGUGGCUUGUGGAUGCCUACAACCAGUGGAUUGAAAGGCUGAAGGGUCCUCCUCAUAAAUGUGCGUUGUUUUUCGUAGAUAAUAGUGGAAUGGACAUAAUUCUGGGAGUUUUCCCUUUUGUAAGAGAACUCCUCAUCAGAGGCACAGAGGUUGUCCUCGCUAGCAACUCGGGCCCCGCUCUGAACGACGUGACGAACAGUGAGCUGCAGAUAGUCACUGAGAGAAUAGCUGCUAUGGAUCCUGUCAUCCAGGCUGCAGUAAAAGAGGACAGGUUAACGUUAGUUCAGAGUGGAUCAAGUUCACCCUGUUUAGACUUGAGUCGACUGGACAAAGUCUUGGCCACUGUGGUGCGAGAGCGCAGCACGGAUUUGGUGGUUAUAGAGGGCAUGGGCCGUGCCAUCCACACCAACUACUAUGCCAUGCUGAGCUGCGAAAGCCUCAAACUGGCUGUCAUCAAAAACUCCUGGCUGGCCGAGCGGCUUGGAGGCAAGAUCUUCAGCGUGGUCUUCAAGUAUGAGGUUCCGUCAAAAACCCAGGGGCAAUAUUAAAGCAAUGUUUUUCUUUUUUUUUUUUCACAUCUCAAUUGUGAGGUUACCAUGGUGAGCACUAGCAGGCCCCCUAGAGCCCCCCCCAGUCACUUCUGUGCCUCUGUGCCACUUCCUGAGAUUGACGUGAUGAUUGUAUAUGCGAUGGAAUUGGUUUUUCAAUCCAAAUCAAUAAUAAGUGAGCCACAGCCAUCACAAGUAGGUGUGUGCCUGCUUUGAAAUUGAAUGUGCUUCUGAAAUGACCACUGUUAUAAUGUUUGGAUGGGCUUUUUUUUUUUUUUUUUUUGUGAUGAGAUUGAGUUGAGCUGUUCUCCAGUCAGAUUCCAUCGCCUAGAGGCAUCCCGCAGGAUUUGGAAUAGACCGAAAUAACUCGGGGAAGGUGAGAUUUCAAUUUAGCCCGUGUGCAUGGCCUUAGUUAGACCCACCCAUGUUAGGCAAACAAUCAAUAUAAAAACAAUAGAAAGGAACCCGAAGAACAGAUGAAAACAUAAAAUAUUAACAGGACAUCACUUUGAAGUUCUGUGCAGUAGAGCUGAAAGAUUAAUCGCAUUUUUAUUACGGUCCUAUAGUCGAUUAUCAACAAAAAAAGACGGUUCACCAGUCAAGAAAAUGAUUAUAUAUAGAACCAUGAACACUCAAAGAACCCUAUACAACCCUAUACAAAACUAUACAAAACCAGCGAUACUGGUCUGAAAAAUCGCAAUUAGAUAUUUUUGCCAAAAUCGUUCAGCUCUACUGUGCAGCUUUCUUCAUAUUAUGUUGCACAUUCGGUCUCAUUUGCGCUCGGACUCGCUUCAAAUAAUCAGCUCACAGCUGCCCUCUGAAUAGAGCUCAGCCACGCCACCUCGACUGAACGGCGUUCUAAGUCACUUUAGCUGACGUGGUGCUUCGAGGCUAACCUCCCGUCUCUGUUCAGACAGUUUGAGGUGAAAGCAUUGAGCAGUAUUGAGAUGUUGAGCUUUUUGUGUGAUUUUGAUGGGUAAAAUUUAACGUAAUGUAUAUGUGCCUUGACCCUCAGUCAGUGUGGUGUGCCAGGAAAUUUUGCAUGAAAUAGUAUUCAAGUUACACACUGUACUACAUUUUUUCUCUCACUGCCAUUUGGAAAAGCUGCCGAAAUGAUGAAUGCAAGAUUUCGGUCUGUGCUGGGGUAAAUUUAAAGGGCCCAUAUCAUAGCAAAGCAGAUUUCUCUCGCUUUUUGUAAAUAACAUGAAGUAAUACGUAAAGAUUGUUCAGUUUUUAGUUUUAAAAUGUUCCACUCACUUUGCAGUCCAUACUGUCCAUAUAUGGAAACUGUGCUGCAAAAAAACAGGCUGUUCGUAGUUCAUUUUUUUUCUGUAAUCUCACAAGAACUCAUUUACAUGAAUGCACAAAUUCAGCCUGAAGCAGGUUAGUCCCGCCCAUUAAUGCUGAAGUUAUAAGGAGUGUUUCAGCCUGGACUGCUUUGGGAAUGAGGCAAAAUACAGGGCAGCCAACCAGAACAGAGCUCAUUUACACAGUUAAAGGCACAGUAACCAAUAAAGCCUGUUUAAUAAUUAAGUUGGAAUGCUAAUUAUGACCGUUUUUGGUGCAUAAAACUACACAAAUAUUAGAAGUUGACUGGAGGAUAUGGGUCCUUUAAAUGUUCAGUGUUUAAAACAGCUGUAGCACCUCACCACCACUAGGUGUCUGUGUUUCACCAUUAGUCGGCCACUAAAGGAGCCUGUAUUCUGUUUUUAAUGCGAGUGGUGUUUGGACAUGUGAGCAGCAGAUGAUUUUACUGUCUUUGCUGCAAGGAAUUGAGCUGCUUCUUUAAACUGAAUGCGUUGCAACUGGAAGCAUUUUAAUCCAUGUGCUCUUACUUUCGGCACCGUUUUAAUUUCAUACCUGUUUCCCAGUGUUUCUCAGAUGCUGUUGGAGUUGCACUGAACUGCGUAGCAUCGUUUUCUCUGCUCUGACAUGACUGAUUCCUCAGGCCUAAUUAGUUGAAUCUGCUGUGUAGCCAUGCAGUUCUGUGGCCCUUCAGGACUGGAUAUAUAAUGGAAUUCCACUGAUUUCUGCAUAAUUAAGUGGUUGAAAUAUAACCAAAGACAUUUAGAGUGGUUUGAUGUGCUACAUUGUAGAGAAUCAGUUAUGGUUAAUAGUUAAUUACUGUGGUGGUGUUAGAAACCGAGGUUCUCAGUAUCUAAAGCGCAACUAUAGUGAUUCUACACUUUAGGCCAAAACUUUCUUAUAGACUGAUCAGGCGUAACAUUCUGACCACCUCACUGUCCACUUUAUCAGCUCCACUGACCGUAUAGCUGCACUCUGUAG
This is a messenger RNA of Pygocentrus nattereri (red-bellied piranha), 4636 nucleotides long. RefSeq names its product pantothenate kinase 4 (inactive) (gene pank4). The record is from RefSeq and is a predicted model, not a curated record. The transcript has 19 exons. Gene Ontology annotation, biological process: coenzyme A biosynthetic process. Gene Ontology annotation, molecular function: pantothenate kinase activity; ATP binding. Bases 11 to 2350 code for a protein of 779 amino acids. Gene Ontology annotation, cellular component: cytosol; nucleus. NCBI's taxonomy places the organism in Eukaryota, Metazoa, Chordata, Actinopteri, Characiformes, Serrasalmidae.